GAGUGACCACACCCAGCAGUAAAUAUGGCAGCUAAUCCAUUUCUGUCGCUUUUCUCUAGUGAGGAAGAUGCCGAGGCCGCUGUACAAGCUAAAGAGAGACAGAACCAUCAAAUGAAUCAAAUUAUAGCCAGGGUGCUACUAGUUAAAGGAGGUAGUGAUCAGUUUGUUGAUGACAAGUUAAAGUACUUUUUGUUAUUAUCAGAUGAAGGUGUACUCACAUUUGAUAACUAUGAAAAGAUAUUAGCAAAAAGACUCCAGCUAAGUAAUCCAGAGAAUUACUUGGUGAUAAACCCAAGAGGAUCAGAGCACAAUGGCUGUGGUAGAGAACAUGCUAUAGAGUCAUCUCCUGUCCUCUAUUUGUCACAGUGUUAUGAUAGAAUAGGGUCCCAGGCUGCAGCUGUUAAAAAGGCUCCAACAUGGAAGGUUGAUCUUUUAUCAAGACUUAAAAAGAAAGUGGUUGAAAUGGCUGGUGUGAUGAUAUGUUCGGCACACAAUAUUUGUAUUUUGCAAGCAAAAGAUGUGUCCGAGAGUCAGUUUGUUCAUCACUGUAUGGACUCCUGUUCAAAAGGCUUGACUAGUUUUAUUUUGGAUAUUGCAAGAUCACAGACCCGACCAAACUUGGAAAUUAUCUUUAAUCCUCUCCUGAGUCACGUAUACGCCAGAUGUUCUAAUCUUACUCUAAUGUCAAGUGACUACUACCUCCUAAUUGAGGCUGUUAUGCUAUUUACUCAAGUUUCAUCUCUUUCCUCUUUAUUGGUGUCAUCUUCUUAUUGGUUUCCUGAUAAAACGGUCCCACAUAAUGGCAAGGCAUAUCAGGCUCACACUUUGCUUGGUCGUCUCCUGUCACCAACGACACUCUCUCCAUCACUAAUGCAGCCAUCGGAGCAUUUUAUUCACAAUUUCAUGCAAAGUAAAGAUUUGACUAGAUCCCUUCAGUUGCAGUUGGAAGGGAACGUAGCUAAACUUCAUAUCCUGGUUUCAUCUCUUUUACGUCAAGGGGAAGACGUCAAGGAGAGAGUUAUUGAGUGGUUUGUGUCCUGCUUUAAAGCUAAUGCUGACAGAGGAAAGAUGAUGUCCCGUAUGUUUAAUGCUCCAAUGAUCCAUACAGCUAGUGAUGGCUUCUUUCUCAACGUCUGUUGGGUCUUGCUUCACUUGAGCACCCCAUUCACUAUUCCCAGCUCUGGAUCUGCUGUUAAUCCAAAGCUAAUGAAUGUUGAUCCUGGAUAUUGUGUGCUAGGAUCCACUCGGGAUGGUCAUGAGGGCCCACAGUACGAUAAAGCUUUUCUUGAUUUCUCUCAAGAAACUAAAUUAACUUCAAGAGAGAUUCUUGUCUGCCCCAGUGAGCCGGUCCUUCCUGUUAAGUUUGUGUCUCACUGCUUCUUCCUCACUCACAAAUCUCUUAUCCUUGGGCUCACACAAACCAUUCAUUUGUUCAAGCAUAUUCACAGAAUACUUGCCACAGUUCAAGAGAUGGAGGGAAGGGGUGGUCCUAGAGAGAGACUUUUCCUCUCUCAGUUGUUAGGAGUUCAAGCUCAUAUCAUGCAUCCACAGCUGCUAGAGUUGUCUAUGAAAUUUUAUACUGCGACAGCUGUUUGGCUGAUUGAGCUAAUUAAAAAAGAAUCGGAACAAAUCUUUCCUAUUCCAGAGCUAGCACCUGUUUCACUCCUGACAAUACCAGAGUGCUUGGUUGAGAAUCUCUCUGAUUUCGCUGUAUUCCUAACUCAGAUCAGGUCAAGGAUUUUGUUAGAGUCAAGUGAAGUUCAGUAUCAAUUGGUGACAUUUUGUACAGUGUACAUGGGUUAUCCUCAAUUAAUAGCCAAUCCUCAUUUGCGUGCUAAAUUGACCCAGUUAUUAUCAUUAAUGAUAGAAACUGAUGACACAGAGCAACAAGGACUCAUGGGGAGUUCGUUUGUUGAUGAUCAGCGAGCUCUGUUUGAGCAACACGAGAUUGCCAUCCGUCACCUGUUCCCCUCACUUUUAAUGAUAUUCAUUGACAUUGAACACACUGGGGACUCAAUGGAGUUUGAAGAUAAAUUUCAGUAUCGUUUACCGAUGUAUAGAAUACUUAGUUUCUUAUGGAACAUACCUUGCUACAGACAAAGCUUAAAAGAACUGAGUGAUGAGGUUGACACAGUCCAAAUAAGCUCUCAAGUUCCUCUUUUCCUGAGAUUCAUGAACAUGAUAAUCAACGACGCCACUAUACAGCUUGAUGAAGGACUCCAGAAUUUAUCUGUUGUGAGAGAGAUUCAGUUGAUAAAAGAGUCACCAUCUUGGGAAGACUUGAGCAAUGAUGAAAAGAAAGACCACAAUGAGCGACUGAAGGAAGCUGUCAUGUAUGCCAGGAAUAGGAACAUACUGGCAUUGAAGACUGUUAACACAAUUGAAAUGAUCACUUCAGGAAUCACCAGGCCUUUUGUCAUACAGCCUAUUGUGGAUCAGAUUGUUGCAAUGCUAAAUAACUCCCUAAAGCAACUUGUUGGACAGAAAAGAAAAGAUUUCAAUGUAAAAGAUAGAGAGAAGUAUAAUUUUGAUCCAAAAGCAUUGGUCAGCUCUAUAAUUAGUGUUUAUAAUAAUUUGGGAAAAGAGGUCGAGUUUUGUCAGGCAGUUCCUCGUGACGAACGGAGUUUCUCUAUUGAACUUUUUGACAUGACACUGAAUGUUGCAAGGCGUUUGAAUCUUCCCUAUGAAUUGUGUGAUGGGUUAGUUAGAAUGAGACAUAUUGUUGCUAAGUAUCAAGCAGAGAUGGACGCCGAAGAGAAACUCACUAGUGAUGCACCAGAUGAAUUCCUGGAUCCAUUAAUGGGGACCAUUAUGAAUGACCCGGUCACAUUGCCUACUUCCGGUAAUGUUGUUGAUAGAACUGUCAUCAUGCGUCAUUUAUUGAGUGAUCAAAAUGAUCCUUUUAAUCGACAUCCACUCACAGUUGAGAUGCUACAGCCUAACGAUGAGCUACGCCAAAAAAUAAUUGAUUGGAAACACUCAAAACAAUGAAAAUUAUUUAUUAUAGCUUUAAUUUUUAUUGUAAAUUUUUCAAUUUAUUCUAUUAUUAUUAUUAUUAUAAACCCAAAAAACAAGAACUAAUUAGAGCUAAUUAUUAUUAUUAUUAUUAUUAUUAUUAUUAUUAUUAUUAUUAUUAUUGCCCUUCAGUAGGCGUGUUCCUAGCAA
Molecule: messenger RNA, 3165 nt
Organism: Amphimedon queenslandica
Lineage: Eukaryota; Metazoa; Porifera; Demospongiae; Haplosclerida; Niphatidae
Product: ubiquitin conjugation factor E4 A-like
Exons: 25
Coding region: 25-2991 (988 amino acids)
Biological process (GO): ubiquitin-dependent protein catabolic process; ERAD pathway; protein polyubiquitination
Cellular component (GO): ubiquitin ligase complex; cytoplasm; nucleus
Molecular function (GO): ubiquitin-ubiquitin ligase activity
Source: RefSeq, a predicted model, not a curated record